Molecule: messenger RNA, 1380 nt
Organism: Synchytrium microbalum
Lineage: Eukaryota; Fungi; Chytridiomycota; Chytridiomycetes; Synchytriales; Synchytriaceae
Product: DNA-directed DNA polymerase
Exons: 3
Biological process (GO): DNA integration
Molecular function (GO): nucleic acid binding
Source: RefSeq, a predicted model, not a curated record
AUGGAGAACUUGAAGACACUUCAUGAUGCCAGAGAAACGACCUUAGCCUAUAAUACUCAAGUGGCUGCCAACAAUAGUCGCAUCUCAGAUAACAACAAUGUUUAUAAGAAGCCAGAUACGAAUCGUAAUACUCGUACCUUCAAGUCGCCCGCAACUUUAGUAUGCUUUAGAUGUUGGGAUAUGGGCCAUAGCAGCUCUAGCAGUGGAUGUGAAAAUGCUGUUAGGGCCUUCCCAGGGUUUUCUGAUCAGCCCAAGGACCCCAAUAUUGGACAUAAAAAUGUAGCCGUAUGCGUCCAAUGUUGGAAGUCUGGACAUCGUAAAUCGGAAUGUAGUGGAACAUCUAGACCAUUCCCUGGUAUCAUCCGAGUAACAGAGGCUGCCACUAUUACUCGAAACGAAUCUUCUAAUUGGUUGUUGGAUGGUGGUGCUUCUCAUCAUAUGACGGGUGAUGCUUCAUGUCUUGUUGACAGUCGACCAAUCAACAACCGUGUCUUCGGUAUUGGUAAUACAUCUCUGAAGGUUACUGGUAUCGGUCGAGUCAUUGGCCGUGUAGGAGACUCGACAAUUAUCUUGGAGGACGUACUACUAGUCCCCAAUCUUGCUAGAAACCUGAUUAGUGAAGGGUUGCUCUACGAUCAAGGAUCCAAUAAUGUCUAUCCACUGGACAUUAGUCUGCACUCUCCUGUAGUUGCCAAUGUCUCUCUCUUGGACAUAACAACCCUAUGGCAUCGAAGACUUGGCCACCCAUCUGUCAAUCGUAUGAAAAGCACUCUUCCUGACAUCGACUUUGACUCUCAUUUGGAUGAAUGCCGCUCUUGUAUUCGGGGAAAGAUGUCAGAGGACUCGUAUCCAGCAUCUAAAUCACCUAAGCCAUCAGUCUUGGAAGUAUUAGCAGCCGAUGUUAUGGGUCCAUUCCGUAAAGCAUCUAGAGAUGGGUCUAUUUACUACUUGGCUGUCUUGGAUAUUGGUAGCCACUAUGGUUGGAUUAUUCCAUUGAAGAACAGGGCAGAUGCUACUCCUCGGAUUGCAGAUCUCAUUCGCCUCCUAGAGACUCAAUAUAGUGACUGUAAAAUCAAGGGCCUACAGACCGAUAAUGCUCCUGAAUUCACCGGUAAAGCCAUGCAGGAAUUCUUACGUAGUCGAGGGAUCAUCCAUCGACUCACCAUGGCAUACUCGCACGCUCAAAAUGGUGCUAUAGAACGAUACAACCCCACUAUCCAAGAACAUAGUAAAACAAUUGCUCUCAAAGCUCAUAUAACACCAUACGAAGUUCUCAACGGCAAGGCUCCAACUUAUGACAAUCUUCGUAUCUUUGGGUGUGAUGCCAUCUGCCACGAUCCAACACAGCUCGAUAAACAGAAUCCACGAGCCAUAGAUGCU